AAGAAUAUAACGAAGAAGAAGAAGAAAAGAAGGAGAAGGAAGAGGAGGAACAGAAGAAGAGAGGGGACGAGGAGUAGAAGGAGACGGAAGAAACUGAUAACGAAGGGAAAUAAAUAAGGAGAUGAACAACAGCAUAAACGUGACGAUGUCUGCGUAGUCUGCUGGGCAAACCCUUCGCUCGAGUUAAGGGUCUGAAUGUGCAGCCUACUCAUGCCCUGUGUACUGAAGGCUCUCUCGCUAUUGGAACAGCAAGUUUUGUAUGUGCUAGUCUUUGCGUGGAGGCACACUUAUUGAUCAAAGUUCCAAUCAGGGUCUGUGCCUGCAGACUAAUGUCUGCGCGAUCAGCAUAUUAUAUGCAAUGCAUAUGCAUAGCAGAUAUAUGUGCAAAAUACCUUUGUUGGACUUGGAUGUGAUUAUAAAAUUCGGGAUGGCGAAUUCAAAUAAUGCUCCCUCAAUUUUUUCUUACGACACUUUGGUACAUGCAGUGUCAGGGGCAAUUGGCAGCACAAUAGCGAUGUCAACAUUCUACCCAUUGGAGACAGCAAGAUCAAGAUUACAAAUUGACGAGAACAGAACUGCCAAGCAUACUCCAUAUGUUGUAGCUGAGAUUGUUCGAGAAGAAGGAUUAUCAUCAUUAUACAGGGGAUGGUACCCAGUAAUAUCAAGCCUAUGGUGUUCAAACUUUGUCUACUUCUAUACCUUCAAUGGCCUCAAGGUGGCGGUAGGCGAUGUCAUGAAAUCAAAGAAAGCUGUGAGGGAUCUGCUUAUAGGAAUAGCUGCUGGCGUGGUCAACGUUUUAGUCACCACUCCCAUGUGGGUUGUCAACACCCGUCUGAAGAUGCAGGGAGUUCACUUCCAGACCAAGCACUAUAGAGAGUCCAAACAUCCAAAGUAUAGCGGAAUUAUUGAUGCCUUUGAGAAGAUCAUUAAACAAGAGGGUAUAGAAGCUCUAUGGAGUGGGACAAUCUCAUCCCUAAUGCUCGUCAUCAACCCUGCGAUUCAUUUCGCUUCCUACGAGGCUCUUAAAAGAUAUCAUAGCAGACUCUUUGACAGAAAGCAACCCUCUGCUCUUCAAUUCUUCUUGAUCGGAGCUUUCGCUAAGACAAUGGCUACACUGUGUACAUACCCGCUUCAGGUUGUCCAAUCAAAACUCAGGUAUGGAAAGGAGAAAGAGACGCACAAAGGAAGUAUGAUCAGGAAUAUAGUUGCUGUUCUUCAACAUGUUAUAGAGACACAGGGUAAGUGGGGACUGUACAAAGGACUAGAGGCCAAGCUUUUACAGACAGUGCUCACGGCUGCUCUCAUGUUCCUCUGCUACGAGAAGAUAUCCAAAUUUAUAUUCUUCAUCUUGAGAUCAAACGGCAUCAAAAGAUGAUAAAACCUCCCCAUCUUGAUAAUGGACUCUUCUCAUGUUGUAUUGUAGUAGGCAUUUUGUGGAAUCGUCCAUUUUAAGUGUAGGUUGGCUAUGUAUGACUGCAUUUUAUUAUAAAUGCAUUACACUGUCCCUGCCUGAAUAGAAGCGAGAUGAGCGACUCGAUUGAGUCAUUGUCAUCUUCAAAAUCUCAAAGUACCAGAUCCUGUUUCCUGAAACUAAUUGUCACUGAUUAUUUGGCAUGAAUUUCAGGUCAGUUGGAUAGAUAUUGGACUUGCCUCAUUAUUUGAAAAAAAUGAUUAAUCAAAUCCAUUUGACAUGUAUUUACUUAUUCAUUGAAGUUUAUUUGUAAAAAAAAAUAAUGUAUGACAACUGCUAUAGAUGUUAAAGUAUAUACACAAAUUUGAUAAAGUUGACAGGGUAGGUAAAAAUAUGUCAAUGUCACAAAUCAACAUUGUUGUUAUAUGAAUUGCUAAAUGCAGGCCAUACUACUAGGGGCCUUCUACUUGUUAUAUUCACGUGUGUGUUAUGGUGGCCUUUCAAAGGCUGAUUUUUAUUUUGGGAAUACUAGCUUAAAUUAUAUUCUAUUGAUUUUUUAUGCUGUCUUUAUAUGGCAUUUUAUAUCAUUUGUAUUUAAUCUAUUUACAGUUUCAUGUGUUUUAUAUUAAUUCUGGAAAUAUUUUUCCCUACUUUAAAUUCAGAAUGUGAAGAAUCAAUUUUUUUUAUGUAACACAAUACUUGUUAAUUUUUAUGUGGAUUAAUCUGCAAAAGAGAGGAAGAAGUGGGAGGGAGGCAGAAGCAAGUCAUCCACCCCUCCCACUAACCCCCCCCCUCCACUGUUUUCUAUUGCCCAUAUUCAACCAAACUGAGUUCAUCGUCCUAUUAAAGCCUAUCAUGUAUUUGAGAAGAAUGCAUUGUCACGACCAUGAUGUAAUUAUUAUAUAAGUAUAGAUAUGUUACAUUAUGAUUUGUGAAAAUGAAUAUUUUUAUUUGUCAUAUAAUCUUUUUUUUAAUCAUUUCUUAUCAAUCAUUCUAAUUUGCAAAUGUAGUGUCAAGGUCCAAAUUCCUUACGUUUUCUAGGUAAUUCCUAUGUCUUAAAUUGUAUUUUUCAUUGAUAUAUGCAAAUUUUACUUACAGAGUCACAGUUUCUUUGAUUUUGAUUAGAAAUGUUGAGAAAAAAGUUUGGAAACAAUAUACAGAGGAAAUAGAAAAAAAUGUAAAUUGCCACUUGGUUUAGUUUGUUUACGAACCCUUCGGCCUUAUUGAUAAUUUGCCUAUUUAUGUUGUUGAGAAUUCAAUGAUUAAAGUGGUAGUUCACCCUGGCCUAAAGUUGGAUCUAUUAAGAGAGAGAGAGAAAAAACAAUAUCGGUGAAGAUUUUGUGAAAAAUACAUAAGGAUCAAAAGAGUUAUGGUAUUUUUAAAGUUUUGAUUUUCGACAUCACAUACAUGUACGAGCAGCUUCUCCCAUUAAUCAUGCGAUAUACAUUCCAUAAAAUUCAAUUUUCUAUGGAAAUUGUGAUUUAUUUGACUUGGGGGCAUUUACAUGUAUUACAUUGUUUGAAACACCAUUUCAUACCCACUUUUAUAACAAAACUAUUUCUAGUCAUCCAAUAAAAAAUGGGAUUUUUGAGACUGCAUAUUACAUGACAUAUGGGAUGGCUGCUUGCGUAUGUCAUCACAAUUCAAAUCUUUUAAUAAGAAUUCAUAACUCUUAUUCUUUGACAGUUUUUCGCCAAACCUUUACUGAUAUUUCUCUCCUAUUUUUUGGUGCUAUAAUUGAACACCUUUGUCGUCUUGGUGAACAUCAUGGUAUAUUACAGAUCUUCUGAUGUACAUGUAUGAAGCUUUCUGGCCCAAUUAUAGGUGUUUCAGUCAAGUGCAAUACUAUCAAUUGAACUUGUAUUAUUUCUUGCUUUCACAUGGAAACCUAUAUAUAUAUUUGGUGAGUUUUGUUUGCAUUGUGGGAAUUCAGUUUACUUUACAUUUUUCAAGGUGUUGCACGACUCUUUUUGAAAAAAAAAAAUCAUGUAUUAAUAUUUAUCUGGGUUUGUUCGAAAUUUGACCUAUCUGCUCUUCUUAUUUUUUUCCUUUCAUGUCAGAUAACUUUGCACUUCCAGAAAACAGUAAUAAUCAAAAAAUAUUUUGGGAUGAUGCGUUAGAAUUCAGCAUUAUUACAUUGUGUACACAAAUGUAUAGCAUUAAGGUUCUUUUCUAAUCAUUUGUUUAUAUUUGAAUAUAUUGACAGCUGGUGUAUAUGCAAUUUAUUGAUGUAACAUACUGUACACUAUUAAUUAUCCACUAAUCGAUAGUUUGCAUUAAAAAAAAAAUAAUCACAUUUUA
Messenger RNA from Lytechinus pictus (painted urchin), 3712 nucleotides. RefSeq names its product peroxisomal membrane protein PMP34-like. Gene Ontology annotation, molecular function: FAD transmembrane transporter activity; FMN transmembrane transporter activity; coenzyme A transmembrane transporter activity. Gene Ontology annotation, cellular component: peroxisomal membrane. NCBI's taxonomy places the organism in Eukaryota, Metazoa, Echinodermata, Echinoidea, Temnopleuroida, Toxopneustidae. The transcript is spliced from 9 exons. Gene Ontology annotation, biological process: transport. The record is from RefSeq and is a predicted model, not a curated record. Bases 359 to 1375 code for a protein of 338 amino acids.